Messenger RNA from Colossoma macropomum (tambaqui), 2921 nucleotides. RefSeq names its product E3 ubiquitin/ISG15 ligase TRIM25-like. The record is from RefSeq and is a predicted model, not a curated record. The transcript has 6 exons. The coding region runs from base 1 to 1662 and encodes 553 amino acids. Lineage: Eukaryota; Metazoa; Chordata; Actinopteri; Characiformes; Serrasalmidae. Gene Ontology annotation, molecular function: zinc ion binding; protein binding.
AUGGCCAGUAUUUCAGUAGAUCAGGACCAGUUCAGCUGUCCAGUCUGUCUGGAUCUGCUGAAGGAUCCAGUGGCUAUUCCCUGUGGACACAGUUACUGUAAGGUGUGUAUUAAUGGCUACUGGGAUCAGGAUGAUCAGAGGGGGGUCUACAGCUGCCCCCAGUGCAGAGAGACUUUCACUCCGAGGCCUGUUCUACGCAGAAACAAUGUUAUAGCUGAAGUGGUGGAGAAACUGAAGAAGACAGAACUCCGAGCUGCUUCUCCUGCUCACUGUUACGCUGGACCUGGAGAUGUGGAGUGUGAUUUCUGCACUGGGAGGAAACUCAAAGCCAUCAAGUCCUGUCUGAUGUGUUUGGCCUCCUUUUGUGAAACUCAUCUUAAAACUCACUAUGAAGUUCCUUCCUGGAAAAACCACAAGCUGGUCAAAGCUUCCACGCGACUACGAGAGAAGAUCUGCUCUCAGCACGACAAACUGAUCGAGAUCUACUGUCGUACUGACCAAACAUGCAUCUGUUAUUUGUGCAUGUUGGAUCAACACAACGGCCACAGGACAGUCUCAGCUGCAGCAGAGAGAACCGAGAAACAGCAUCAGUUAAAGGAGACGCAGAGUGAAUCCCAGAAGAGAAUCCAGGAGAAAGAGAAGAAGCUGCAGGAGCUGAAACAGGCUAUGAACACUAUUAAGAGCUCUGCACAGACAGCAGUGGAGGACAGUGAGAGGAUCUUUACUGAGCUGAUCUGCUCCAUUGAGAAAAAGCGCUCUGAGGUAAUAGAGCUGAUCAGAGCUCAGGAGAAGACUGAACUGAGUGGAGCUGAAGAGCUCAUUGAACAGCUGGAGCAGGAGAUUGCUGAUCUAAAGAGGAGAGACACUGAGCUGGAGCAGCUUUCACACACAGAGGAUCACAUCCAUUUCCUCCAGAGUUUCCAGGCUCUUUGUGUCUCUUCUGGAUCUGAAGACUCUCCCAACAUCACCAUCAGUCAACGUCUCUCAUUUGUUAAAGUGAGCAAAUCUCUGUCUGAUCUGAAGAAGCAACUGGAGGAAUUCUGUGAAGAGACACUCAACAGAAUCUCUCCACAUGCUGCAGCAGUUCAGAUCUUACUGUCAGAACCACAAACCAGAGAAGACUUUCUACAGUAUUACUGUCAGCUGACUCUGGAUCCCAACACAGCAAAUCCUCACUUCAUUCUGUCUAAGAAGAACAGAGUGGUCAAGUGCAAUAUGAAUACCCAGCCGUACUCUGAUCAUCCAGAGAGAUUUGACUUCUGGUCUCAGGUUCUGUGUGAGGAGAGUGUGAGUGGACGCUGUUACUGGGAGGUUGAGUGGAGCAGUAAGGGAUAUGUGAACAUAUCAGUCUCAUAUAAAGGGAUUAGCAGGAAAGGAUCAGGUUAUGACAGUAAGUUUGGACACAACAGUCAGUCCUGGAGUCUGGAGUGUUCUUCCUCUCUCUCUUUCUAUCACAACAACAUUGAGACUAAGAUCUCAGCCCCGUCCUCCUCCAGAAUAGGAGUGUAUGUGGAUCACAGUGCAGGAACUCUGUCCUUCUACAGCGUCUCUGACACAAUGACCCUCCUACACACAGUCCACACCACCUUCACUCAGCCUCUCUAUGCUGGAUUCUGGCUUCCUUCUAGUGGAUCUACUGUGACUUUAUGCAAUCCACAAUGAAUAUCUGAUCUGUUAGUAAUGGGAAAUACGAAAUUAAGCCACUUGAGUCCUUCUUGAUGUUGAUGCCUUGAAAUACCUUUUUUCCUCCCAUUUUGUGUAAUUAUUUCUCAACUUUAACUCUUUAUAAAAAAGGGGGGGGAUUUUUGUUGAAAGUGCACAUUUUAAACUUUCAGUCAAUACCACUUAAGUAUGGGGGAGGCAGUUAAUGUGGCUUUGAUUAUUGUGGAAAAAAAAUUAGAUCAAAUCAAACUUCAAAGGUCCCCACUUUUCCAGUGUGUUUUUGUUCUGGUUCUCCUUUAAGGCAUAAGUGUUGCUAUUCCACCCUUAUAGUGAAAUAAAGUACGUGUAAUUUGAGGAUCUCCUGCGAGAGGUUGUUGGAUUCUGUCCUCUGGUUUUUACUGUGUGUAAAGAUGUGAGCUUUGCUCAGGUUUGAGUUUGUGUGGGUGAGGUUGUUGAUACAUGCUGUAUUGCUUGUUAUUGCUCAGUAGACAGUCAUAUCGUUAUGUUUUGGUCAUUGAUUUGAAUUUCAUUUUGGAGGAAACGUGUCUGUGUAUGUGAUUCUGUGUUUAUACUAAGCACAUAUAGUCAGCAGUGUAGUGGUGUGUUCAUGCAGGUUUAUGGCGUUCACCCUAGCGAUGGGCAUUCUAGCUCUUUUCAGGCUCAGCUAACAAAUAAGAGCCGGAGUUCUGAAUGUCCUACUGUAGCGCAUAUUUAUAGGUAGCUCCCUACAUAAAACGGGGAGAAUGUUCUAAAAGCCUGAAUGACCUCAUCAGAGGGCCAGUUAUAACAUUAAGCUGAGUCUGUUUAAUACACUUGAAGGCUGAAUUAACAUUAAAACUACAAUAAAAUGUUAGAAAAACUAAGAUACUAUAAAUUAAUAAUUCAUACAUUAACAACCAUAAGAUUAAACUACUCAGCAAUAACUAAUGCAUGUAUUAAGGAAUGAAGAUGAAGGUAAUAAAGGCUUUUUUCAUCUGAAUUUAUCAGGAAUUCAUGUGUUAAUUAAUCAUUUUGUUCUCACAAGAUCCCCCCGAGGCACAGUGCUCUGGAAUAUUGUGUUUUCUCUGCAGCUCCAUCCUCUCAUCAUCUUGUCCACCUGUGUUUGGUUUGUAGUGAUGUGUGAGCAGCCCCUUGUAUUUAGCCGUGUCUUUAUCUGUGUCAGGUCUGGAGUUUAUUGUUGUUGAUUUCUUAUGUAAUCUUGUCUGUUUCUACCAACCAAGUUUCUGCGUUUAUUUAAUAAAAUAAAAUUCUUACUCUUA